Etheostoma spectabile (orangethroat darter) is the source of this 2164-nucleotide messenger RNA. It is a transcript of the gene bmerb1, whose product is annotated as bMERB domain containing 1. Gene Ontology annotation, biological process: negative regulation of microtubule depolymerization. The record is from RefSeq and is a predicted model, not a curated record. Gene Ontology annotation, cellular component: microtubule cytoskeleton. The transcript is spliced from 6 exons. Lineage: Eukaryota; Metazoa; Chordata; Actinopteri; Perciformes; Percidae. Bases 222 to 932 code for a protein of 236 amino acids.
AUGCUCCCUGCAUCCUAUUCUCCAUCCAUACGUCGACUUCAAAGCUUGAAUAAAGAUGCUCAACGUCUCGGGUCGCUGGAGCCUUUUCACCGGGUGAAACUGAGUUAUAUUACCAAUUAACAAAUAGCCUACAUUUGGAGGGACGCACACAGAGGAGCCGUGCAGAUUUUCUUUUUUAAAGACUCCUUAUCCUGGUUUCGUCGCGCGGGCACUCCACCGACAUGGAACUGAAGAAAUCUAUUUCGGACACCGAGCGCGCGCUCAGGAGCUACGGCGCCGUGUCGGAAACGGCAUGGACAACGGACAAAGGUCAUUCAGAUGUGUCCAUGGCAGAGAGCACUAUGGCUCCAGAGGAGAUCGAGGUGGAGAUGGCUCGUAUUCAGCGCCUGCGAGAGGUCCUGGUACGCCGGGAGUCGGAGCUGCGUUUCAUGAUGGAUGACAUUCAGCUCUGCAAAGACAUCAUGAGUUUAAAGCAGGAGCUGAGACAGAUUGUCACAGUACCAGAGAAAGAAAAAAACAAGAAGCACAGGCAGCGAGAAGAAGAGCUGAUUCUGAAGAUUCAUAAACUGGUGCAGAAGAGGGAUUUCCUGGUCGACGAUGCUGAGGUGGAGAGAUUAAGGGAGCGAGAGGAGGACAAGGAGAUGGCCGAGUACCUCAGACUGAAGUUGAUGCCUCUGGAGAAGAAGCUCAAGGUCACACAAAGCAAGAUCCUCCAAAGCCCAAGAGACAAAUACCAGAGCCGCCUCCCAACAAACCAUCCAUCACCAAGUCAGGAGUGGCCAUCAUUAAGGAUUGCUGUGGGGCCACCCAGUGUGCGGUCAUGUAACUCACACAGACCCCUUUGUGACCUUGUCCCCGUGUCAAAAACAACACACCCACAUCUCACUGACACGCCAUGCAUCACUUCCUGUGACUCAGAGAACCUCAGUUAACUGUGUUUUGCCCUUGUAGCUGUUCAGAAAUCCGGUUAGUAAUUAAAUCGAUUAAUCAAAAGAUUAAGUUUCAGCCACAUUGUUUGGGAGCUGAUCCCUAAUCAAUGCUUAAAGGUAAUCUCACUAUAGGUUUCUGUAAGUGUCCACAGUAUGUAUGAAGUAAAAGGGAUUUGUAAAUACAAAUCUGAUUAAUGUCUUCAAUUUGGAUUAGAAUGGAUCAUUCCAUCAUGUAUCAUUCCUCUAAGAUGGCAAUAUGUUCUAAGAUCAUGGUUGAUUAACAGAGGAAGCCUCUCCAGAACUACAAGCACAAUGUUAACGGAGUGAAGUAUUAAUUCUUAGAUUCUCCGUCUGACAGGAAAAAAAAAAAAAAAAAUCCAUCCGCUAUCGUGCCAACAUGUUUGACAACAGUUUUUUUUUCUUCCAUUUUAACAUCAAACAGUGAACCUCUUUCACUUUCCGGAGGACCCCCAACUCUGCGUUUUUAUCAGUCACAUCUAUUCUGACUCCAUGCGUUGGCUCGUACAGCAUUUUCAUUCAUAAUCUGCGAUCAAGUAAUAUCUGCUGUACUGGAUUUUUAAGCUUUGGCAAAGGAAAAAUAUCACAAAUUCUCUGAUGGUCAUUGAAAGUUAAACUCCACUGCAACACUGCUACAAAGUCAGGUCGGUAUUAGGUGUUCCAACGUUUGCUUUUCACAUAAAUGUGAACAUAUAUGACCCACUUUUGUAGCAGUGUUUCUGCUGGUUCACAAACCUGUCAUUUUUGGUUUACCCAUGUUUAUGCAAACACAGUGGGGUGUUUUAGUAUUUUUUUUAUUUUUAAUAACAAAAGGUCCACUAUGCUCGCUCAUGUCUCCGAGUCACAUCCCUGGCCAUACUAACGUCAUCUCAGCCAUUAGCUACUGGGAAAUAUUGCCUGUGGUAGUAUGACAUCAUUUGUAGUUCUUCUGGAUAUUGCUGACAAACAACUUGCAUCCUCUGAAUUUAAUCUUGCAUUUUUAUGAUAAACACCAGGAAAUGAAUAGAUGGUGUACAAUUGAGUGUAUUUUAGGACAUUAGUGACUCAUGUCAAGCAAAAGUGUUGCCCUGUCCCUUUACCUUCUUUAUUCUGAUAAUGUGGCGUUCUGUAGUAGUGAAUUUAUGAAGGUUCUCAGUUGAAUAUUGAACAAAUAUGCAGAAAAUAAGCUGAAACUAUACCUGUACAUACAUGUUUAAAUAAAGAGCAUCUUUCAGGAA